Oenanthe melanoleuca is the source of this 3086-nucleotide messenger RNA. It is a transcript of the gene LINGO2, whose product is annotated as leucine rich repeat and Ig domain containing 2. Gene Ontology annotation, molecular function: protein binding. The record is from RefSeq and is a predicted model, not a curated record. The transcript has 6 exons. The coding region runs from base 959 to 2779 and encodes 606 amino acids. NCBI's taxonomy places the organism in Eukaryota, Metazoa, Chordata, Aves, Passeriformes, Muscicapidae.
ACAGAGACGCGCCCCCUCCUCCCCUCCCCACCGCCCGCCCGCCCUCACCUCGAGCUGGCGCUGCCUCCCCGCUCCGCCGCCGCCGCCUCGCCCGCUCGCCACUGCGCCCCGCUGCUGUCCCCCUGGCGCCUGGCCCCGCCGAGGGGCAGGUGGCCAGCCCAGCCCUCUCCCCCGCUGCCCUGCUGCGGCUGCAGCGUCUCUCGAUCCCCGCUGCAGGGAAGUCGCAGCGCCGAUUGCCAAGCGGGAGGAGAGGACAGGAGAGGAGUGGAGCCGCCGGCGGCUCGGGCAGCGCGCUGCGUCUGGGUCUCCGGGGAUGGACUGGGCUUCGUCCUGCGCCUCAGCCUGCCCGCGGAGAGGAGAGCGGUGAUCGUCCGCACAGCCCGACAGGGAGGAGAGGCGCCCCGGGUAAAUGUCACGGCUCCCCGUCCGCUCCCCGCCGCCACCCCGCGCAUCGCUCACCUCGGGAGGGGGCUGUGAAGGUGGCGGCAGAGGCAGUCCCGGCUGCGGCGCGCCCCGCCGCCGCUCGCCGUGAGGGAGCGCCCCGGCAGCCGCAGUAGGUAAGCAGUGGAGAGCUGGAAAACCUGGUAGAAAACUCUUUUGUCUUUCCUGCUUGCAUCUAUGGAACCUGGUUUGCAAGGUUGAUAUUAAGAUAUUAAGUGUGAAGGAGGGAAGUAGUGGAAGACUUCAACCACAAUUGUGAAAAAUGAGCAGUGUCAACCUGGUGCAGUGAUUGUCUCCAGGACUUGAACCCACUAAGUCUUAAGGUCUGUUUCAAGUAUUCUAAGUGUGGUGCAAUGAGAGAUGCUGUUGUCCAUGACAGGCUGGAAUUGUUAUGAUCAAGUGCUGUGUUUUGACUUCACCCAGUGGCUAAAAUAUUUGUGUGGGAGAGAGGAAGUGUUGGACUUUUAGAAGAGUUAAACAGGCCCGUGACGGAGGGUUAGCCCAGAUCAGUGGAGUCAUGCGUCACACAGCUCUAUCAUGCUGGCAGCCGUUCCUGGGUCUGGCUGUGCUGCUUGUCCUCGCGAGCCCCACUGCGGGCUGCCCAGCCCGCUGUGAAUGCUCAGCACAGAACAAGUCUGUCAGCUGUCACCGAAGACGUCUGAUGUCCAUUCCAGAAGGCAUUCCCAUUGAGACCAAAAUCUUGGACCUCAGCAAGAACCGACUGAAAAGUGUUAACCCUGAGGAAUUCACAUCAUACCCGUUGCUGGAGGAGAUUGACCUCAGCGACAAUAUUGUCUCCAAUGUUGAGCCUGGAGCUUUUAACAAUCUCUUCAACUUGCGCUCCUUGAGGCUGAAAGGAAACCGUCUGAAGCUGGUCCCCCUUGGGGUGUUCACUGGGUUGUCAAACUUAACAAAGCUUGAUAUAAGUGAAAACAAGAUUGUCAUUCUGCUGGACUACAUGUUUCAAGAUCUGCAUAACCUAAAAUCCCUGGAGGUUGGGGACAAUGAUUUGGUGUAUAUAUCACACAGGGCCUUCAGCGGGCUGCUUAGCCUGGAGCAGCUCACCCUGGAGAGAUGCAACCUCACAGCUGUACCAACAGAAGCUCUUUCUCACCUCCACAACCUCAUCAGUCUGCAUUUGAAACAGCUCAACAUUAAUGCUUUGCCGGCCUACGCCUUUAAGAGACUGUUUCGCCUGAAAGACCUGCAGAUAGAGGCCUGGCCCCUCCUGGACAUGCUGCCUGCCAACAGUCUGUAUGGUCUCAACCUGACUUCUCUCUCCAUCACCAACACCAACCUGUCUGCAGUACCUUACUCUGCUUUUAAACAUCUGGUUUACCUGACACAUCUCAACCUCUCUUACAACCCCAUCAGCACUAUUGAGGCAGGCAUGCUGUCAGAUUUAGUGCGCCUGCAGGAGCUCCACAUGGUGGGGGCACAGCUGCGCACCAUCGAACCACAUGCUUUCCAAGGGCUCCGAUUCUUACGCGUGCUUAACGUGUCCCAAAACCUGUUAGAAACCCUAGAAGAGAAUGUAUUCCAUUCCUCCAAAAGCCUUGAGGUCCUCUGCAUCAACAACAACCCCCUGGCCUGUGACUGCCGUCUUCUUUGGAUUUUGCAGCGGCAGCCCACCUUGCAGUUUGGCGGCGAGCCACCAAUGUGUGCUGGCCCAGACAGUGUCAGAGAGAGAUCAUUCAGAGACUUUCAUAGCACAGCUCUCUCCUUUUACUUCACCUGUAAGAAGCCCAAGAUACAAGACAAGAAGUUGCAGUACCUGGUAGUGGAGGAAGGGCAGACCGUGCAGCUGAUGUGCAAUGCUGAUGGGGACCCGCAGCCCACCAUCUCCUGGGUUACCCCACGCCGCAGGCUGAUCACAACCAAAUCCAACGGUAGAGCCACUGUGCUGGGAGAUGGCACCCUGGAGAUCCGAUUUGCCCAAGACCAGGACACUGGGAUCUAUGUCUGUAUUGCAAGUAACGCAGCUGGGAACGACACCUACUCGGCCUCCCUGACAGUGAAGGGGUUUACUUCAGACCGUUUCCUUUAUGCCAACAGGACCCCUAUGUAUAUGACAGACUCCAACGACACAAGUUCUAAUGGAACUAAUGCAAACAGCUACUCUCUGGACCUUAAGACAAUUUUAGUGUCCACAGCUAUGGGCUGUUUCACAUUCCUUGGAGUGGUUUUAUUUUGUUUCCUUCUUCUUUUUGUGUGGAGCCGAGGGAAAGGCAAACACAAAACCAGCAUUGACCUUGAAUAUGUCCCUCGCAAAAACAAUGGUGCUGUGGUUGAAGGGGAGGUUUCUGGACCACGAAGGUUCAAUAUGAAAAUGAUUUGAUGGUAUUCUGCUAGCAGUGCUUUUUCUGUGGCAUUAAAACCAAUUAAAACAGCCUGGCAUGUGGAAAUGCUAGGCAGAAGCAGCUUAAUGCAGCUGUCAGUGUAUCAAAAGGUUAUAUGAAAAUGGAAAGACUUUUUGUGGUUACACAACAGAGCCUCCAGACCUUGAGGCAGAUGUGUCAGGGCCUUUCAUAGAACUGGGAAAUUGUACUAACUGUUUGCAUUGCAAAUAUUGGCAUUCUGGGGAUAUCAGCAAUGAACCACUGGCUCAUGCUCAUGGACAAUUGUUCAACAUUUUCUACUGCUAC